UAAAAUUUAUGCAGUGCAUACAACAAAGAAGCAAAGAAAAUAUACAUUUUUUCACAAAAAUAAUAUCAAAUAACGCUAAUUCAAUUAAUAGAAUUUAUUAAGGAAUCCAAUCCUGUUACGAAAUUGAAUUAUUAAUAAGGCACAGACAAAUACUUGGAUCAUGAGCAGACUUUAAUGACAUAAAAUCAACAGCAUUUGCAGAACACUAUUUUUUCACGACAGCAACAAAUUUCUUAAAAUAAAGAAGACAAAAAAUGGAUUAUUCAAGUUUUCAAAAAUUUGCUAAAUUAAUCUUGCUGCUUUUUGCCACACCCUCCUUUUUAUCAUGGGGUGAUGCUGCUGCAUCUAGAGUUUUUGAGCUCUCCGAUCGUUUUAUUGAUGUGCGCCAUGAAGGCCAAUGGUUAGUGAUGUUCUAUGCUCCCUGGUGCGGCUACUGCAAACGUACCGAACCAGUGUUCGCUUUAGUGGCUCAGGCCUUACAUGCCACCAAUGUAAGGGUGGGACGUUUGGAUUGUACAAAAUAUCCAGCAUCUGGCAGAGAAUUUAAAGUACGUUCCUAUCCCACUAUAAUGUUUAUCAAAGGCAACAUGGAAUACACUUAUAGUGGGGAUCGCAGCAAAGAUGAAUUAGUGGAUUAUGCCCUAAGAAUGAGUGGUCCACCAGUGCAACUAGUUACACGCACAGAAAGUGUAGAUAUGCUUAAAGGCUCUCAUACCAUAUUCUUUAUGUUUGUGGGCUCCCAGGAAGGAGUUGUGUGGGACACAUUUUAUGCAGCAGCCGAAAAUUACCAAGAGCAUGGUUUCUUUUAUGCCACCUCUGAAGAUGUGGCGGCUCAACAUUUCGAAUUUGAGAAACUACCGGCGGUUAUAGUCUACAAGGAGGAGCAACAUCAUUUCUAUCCACAUGCCCAUGUAGCCCAUGAAAUGGACCCCAUAACGGUCAAUGAAACCAUACACCAGUGGGUGAAUGAAGAACGUUUUAUAGCCUUCCCCAAAAUAACAAGAUUUAACAUAAAUCAACUACUGAAAACUAAUAAAUAUUUAGUGGUGGCUGUGGUGUCAGAAGAUAAACUUAGUCAGGUGGCGACCCAUGAACUGGAGUUCCGCGAUAUGGUGGAAAAUGUUAUACGCAAACAUCGCGAACGUUAUCAUGAUAAAUUUCAAUUUGGCUGGAUUGGUGAUCCCAGCAUAACACAUUCAAUCAUCAUGGAUGAGCUGCCUACUCCCCAUUUGAUUGUUAUUAACUCCACUACACAGCAGCACUAUCUUCCCGAUGACGAUCCUUUGCAAAUGACUCCCCAGGCUUUGCACAUAUUCCUGGAGUCCAUACACAAUGAAAGCGCCCUCGCCUUGGGUGGUGACACUUAUUUUGUGCGCCUUAAUCGUGCUUUAUUCGAAGGCAAAAAGGCUCUUAUCGAAAUGUGGCGCGGUAAUCCUGUGUUGACAACUGUCAUAUUUGGUUUACCUUUAGGAUUUCUCACAUUAAUUCUAUACUCCAUAUUCUGUGGUGAUUGUAUGGUAGCUGAGGACGAUGAAGAUGAUCAUGAAAAGAAAGAAUAAUUACUUAAUACCAAACAUAGAUCAACAAGAGCUACAUUAGCUGACCUGUUAGUAAAAGUAGUUAAAAUUGAUGAUAACAUGUUUGUAAAUGCCAAAUUUCUAGUCAAAUUUAUGUUCUUAUAUAACAUUCGUUUUUAAAAAUCUCUGCGGUAAAAAGAAAAAUCUAAAUUUUUUUUCAGCGCUUGAGUUUCCCAAAAAAAAUCUCGUUUUCUGUAUUUCUUUUUUUGUUAGUUAAUAAGAUAAUAAAAAUAAUGUUUUGCAAAAGAGAGAAUUAAAUAACUAAAAAAAGAACAUUUUAACAUUCUUAAUGAUAGAAACGAAA
This is a messenger RNA of Calliphora vicina (urban bluebottle blowfly), 1881 nucleotides long. RefSeq names its product Thioredoxin-related transmembrane protein 3 (gene Tmx3). Gene Ontology annotation, biological process: peptidyl-cysteine oxidation. Lineage: Eukaryota; Metazoa; Arthropoda; Insecta; Diptera; Calliphoridae. Gene Ontology annotation, molecular function: protein disulfide isomerase activity. The transcript is spliced from 3 exons. Gene Ontology annotation, cellular component: endoplasmic reticulum. The coding region runs from base 255 to 1559 and encodes 434 amino acids. The record is from RefSeq and is a predicted model, not a curated record.